Nymphaea colorata (pocket water lily) is the source of this 1470-nucleotide messenger RNA. RefSeq lists its product as uncharacterized. The record is from RefSeq and is a predicted model, not a curated record. The transcript has 7 exons. The coding region runs from base 347 to 1306 and encodes 319 amino acids. Lineage: Eukaryota; Viridiplantae; Streptophyta; Magnoliopsida; Nymphaeales; Nymphaeaceae.
UAGCAUUUUCAUUAAUUCCAAACGCCUCCCCCGUUCUCUCCAAGUGGCAGCGCGCUUCAAUGGCAUCAAAAUAUUCUUCCGGUCUUCCUUCUGACUCGUAAUUGGAGUCGGAAAGCAGAAAACGAAGAGGAAGAAGACGAAGAAAAGCGAAAAAAUGGUAGAACGGUGGUGAUUCCUCACGCUGUCUCUCACUCUCACACGAAUACCCAUAUCCUGUUUGCUUCUUUGUGAUCUUCAUUAUCACUAUUCCUGAGUGACGGGCCGUUGUUGGUUGACGCAAUCUGUAGUUCAUCUUCUCGCUCGGUGUACAGAUUGUGCCUAGAGGGGUGAGGAGAGAAGGGUGGAUAUGGCGGACAAAGCUUCUAGAGCUUUGGUGAUCUAUGGUGAUGGGCUGAUGCCUUUUCUCUCUCGUCAACAUACCAAUAUACAUAAGCUUGCUUCUUUGGGCUGUUGCGGUUUCCUGGCAUUGAGGAAUGCACCUCUUGGCGAAAAUGAGGAUGUGAAAGUAGCCAGAGAACUAGCUCAACUGCUGGAUGUACCUUGUGCAUAUAACACUGGAGAGCAUGAUCAUACUGAUGCUAGUGCCAUUUUUCAGAAGUCUUGCAUGCCUAUGAUAUCAGAAAGGUUUAUGGGGAUGAAAGCUGCUUUCUGCACAGACUGUUCCAUAGCUAAAUCAUUUGGAAAAGAUGCUGGCUUCACAGUAACUAAUGUUCAUGAAUUGAUGGAAGGAAAUGUUACUUCAGGACAUCUUGAUCAAGAUAAGCUUGAUACUCCUAUUUUGGCUUCCAGGUUGCUGAAGUUGCUAGGCUUACAAUACGGUGAUGUAGUAGAGACAAAUGAAAAUGAUCUAGUGCUUGUGCAUGUCGAAGCUUCUACUGAAAGCUUUGCUGCUAAUGAACUUGAAUUUGUGAAUUUAUUGGUUGGUGAGAUUAUUGAAAUUGCACAAAAUGCACCUAAGAUAUCUUCACGAUUACAUCUUUCUCUUGUCUUAAGUUAUGGCUCUGUUCCUGAAAAUGAAAGCAGAAGUUUCCUAACUUUAUCUCCUGAAAAGGAUGAUGGUAAUCUUUCAAUGCUUUAUCCUCAUCAAAGUUACACUAUGAAGGAAGGGAAGAUACUAAAUGGCAUAAGGCAUCAUCAUCCAAUGUUAAUUGCCCAGUGGCAGGAGGCUGUGACCCGCAGGGAUAUGGCUCAAGUUUUCGAGUUUGAAGAGUUUAAGAAGCAUGGAGGCAAUCUUGCUAUACUUGCUGAGCGGUUUAUUCAUGAGGUAGCAUUCAAGCUCUGGAAGGCUCCCAAAUAUGGUGCUUGAAGUAGUCAGAUUUUCUUUCUACCAUAUCUACAACAGUUGAGUUUCCCUCUUGUUGCUUCUUGUUGAUCUUCUUAUACGGUGAUUUGGUUUAUGAGCUUCAUAGAUCAUAAGUCUGUAGAAUAAAUUUCUGCCAAGGCAUUGAGUUAUAACUUUUGACCGAUCUA